Molecule: messenger RNA, 721 nt
Organism: Pyrus x bretschneideri (Chinese white pear)
Lineage: Eukaryota; Viridiplantae; Streptophyta; Magnoliopsida; Rosales; Rosaceae
Product: protein PLASTID REDOX INSENSITIVE 2, chloroplastic-like
Exons: 3
Coding region: 68-574 (168 amino acids)
Biological process (GO): regulation of gene expression
Source: RefSeq, a predicted model, not a curated record
UUGCUGUGGUUUUGAUUUCGUUGGAAUCAUAUCCGCCAAUCUGAAUGUCGUUGCGUACUCCUUAACAAUGGCGCUCCACAAACCCUGUGGCUGUGGCCCGCUCGUUUCGAGCCCAGCACUCACUCCUCCCUCCAAAACCCCAAUGUCCACCGUUAUUCAUAUUCUUCGUCCGCCACUAAAACCCAUAUUCAGAAACUCCGCCGUAAAGCCGCCGAGAGCCACGGCGGCGACGCCCCACAAGUAUGUUUAUCCUGACCCAAUUCCCCAGUUCGCAGAAUCUGAGACUCAGAAGUUCAGGGCAGAGCUUUCCAGGAGGUUACUUAAGGAGAAGGAGGCUUUUGGGCAUGACCUCCAUAGUGUGGUAGACGUCUGUGCAGAGAUAUUCAGUGAAUUCUUGCACAGGGGGUAUGGAGGACCCGGGACAUUGUUGGUAGAGCCUUUCACUGAUAUGUUGGUUGCUCUGAAAGAAAAGGAAUUACCUGGAGCACCUUUGGCUGCAAGAACAUCUCUGUUAUGGGCUCAAAGCUACCUCGAUCGAGACUGGGAAAUUUGGAACUCGAAAACACCGAAAUGAUGUAUUAUUUUUGUAAUCCACACAAAUUUAUAUUUUGGUUUUGUAUUUCUCCAGAUCAUUUAUAUUUAAAACACAAAAAAAUGGGGAAGAGACCCAUUGGCUACCAGGAAACUCACACUUCUAAUACAAUGUCAGAUUCAGUGCUUU